AUGCCGAGCAGCUCUAGCUCCCCACCGACGGACGGCGAGGAGGAGGGGGAUGUCGUUGCGGACGACGAGCGGGAUGGAGAGGGGGAGACCGUCAUCGAGGAGGAGGCCGACAUUGGCCACGAUGGCCAGGACGAGGAGGAGGAGAAGGAAGAAGAUGAAGAUGCAAGGUGGGCACGGCUGGAGGCGGAGGAGGCGGCCGAGGAGGCAGCGGCAAGGAAGGAGGCAAGGGCUCGGGCGAGGGCGGAGGCUCAUCAUCCGUUCACGGAUGACAGCGAAGACCCCAAUGACAACUCGCCAGAGGGGGACUCAAGCUCGUCGGACGCGUCGACCGCCAGUACCUCUUCGCGGGAGGUGACGAGCAGGACGAAGCGCCUCUAUGAGGAUGACGAGGCGGGGACUUCAAAGAAGAAGUAG
Molecule: messenger RNA, 414 nt
Organism: Lolium perenne
Lineage: Eukaryota; Viridiplantae; Streptophyta; Magnoliopsida; Poales; Poaceae
Source: RefSeq, a predicted model, not a curated record